Messenger RNA from Cryptomeria japonica (Japanese cedar), 2550 nucleotides. RefSeq names its product folate-biopterin transporter 1, chloroplastic. Gene Ontology annotation, cellular component: membrane. The record is from RefSeq and is a predicted model, not a curated record. Lineage: Eukaryota; Viridiplantae; Streptophyta; Pinopsida; Cupressales; Cupressaceae. Bases 376 to 2199 code for a protein of 607 amino acids. The transcript has 10 exons.
AAAAAAAAUGGUUGACAUUGACUGGUAUCCAAGCCACUCGGUUUUUUCCCAGAGUAAAAUUUAGUUUACCACAAAAUGGAAUAUGAAGGGCAACUAGGUAGACACAUAAAAACAAGCCAAAUCCCUAAGAAAUAGUCUGUCGCGGCGAUCUGGCAGAGUUGUUGUCAACGAAAGAUAGUCCCAAGUACGAUGAAACUUUCUUAUUACUUCAGGGAGUUGAACACGGGACCACUCACUACUCAAAUUGCAAUGUUUUCGGCAGAAAGGCUGAAUUUUGUUUGGGGUUUGGGUCCUUUAACGAGAAAACCAUGACCAAUCGUUUUGUGAUAGAUCAAAUGUUGUAUUGCUGGCUGCAAUGUUGAACACGUACUCGACAUGCAUGCAUUCCAUGUAAACACCGUGGGUAUGCUGCUAUGUUUGAUUUGUGAGGCAGGAGGAUGCCCAAAGACUAAAAAUCCAAUUUUGGGUGUCCGUAGAUGUCAGGAAAUUGGAAGUUAUUUAAAGAUAUUUAAAGUAAUUGAUGGUAAUAAGAUUUACUCAGUUAAAAGAAAUUUACUCCGGAGGUUGGAAUCGGCCAUGGCCGUCCAUAUUCAAAUGCCCCUUAACAGCGCUAGUAAUAAAUUUCUGAAAGUAGAAGAAUAUGAUAGCUCGGUUCAGAUUGAUGUUGAUGCUCGUGCUCCUGGAACUUCGUCGAAAGGGAAUUCGAGGCUUCAUAGAAAUGGUCUAAAUGGCUCAAGGAGUCAGCUUAGUUUGAAAAAUGAAGCCAUGGGGACAGAAACUCAUUGUGAACUUGGUUCCUGUGAUGAAAAUAUUUCACACAAAAAAAGAAAUGUUUUCAGGGCAAUUAAGCUCUUUGGUGUGGAUAUGUCACCUGAUAACAUUGCUAUUGCCAUGGUCUAUUUUGUUCAAGGUGUCUUGGGCCUUUCACGUCUUGCUGUGACCUUCUUUCUGAAAGAUCAUCUCCAUCUUGAUCCAGCAGAGACAGCGGUUAUAUCAGGAAUAUCUGCUGCACCAUGGCUAAUCAAACCUCUCUAUGGAUUUGUCAGUGACUCCUUCCCACUGUUUGGCUAUCGAAGAAGGUCAUAUCUUAUAUUGGCUGGGCUUUUAGGAGCAUUCUCCUGGGGUCUAAUGGCUACCUUUGUUGAUGACAUGUUUGGAGCUGCAGCUUCUAUUUUCCUUGGUUCAUUGUCGGUCGCCUUUUCAGAUGUUGUUGUGGAUUCAAUGGUUGUAGAAAGAGCCCGUGGUGAAUCACAGAAUACCUCAGGUUCUCUUCAGUCUUUAUGUUGGGGUUCUUCUGCUGUUGGGGGUAUAGUGAGUGCUUACUUCAGUGGCUCACUUGUGGAGGCAUAUGGUGUAAGGUUUGUUUUUGGUGUUACGGCAUUUAUGCCUUUAAUGACUUCUGGUGUUGCUGUUCUUGUCCGUGAACAACCAUUUUCAAGUUCAAUGCUAUUUACAGGCCCAGAAAAUCCUAGAAUCAAUCUGGGUGUUCUUGAAAGUGCGAAAAAGCUUGUUCUUCAAUUGUGGGGCACUGUCAGACAACCAAACAUCUUUUUGCCUACUUUGUUCAUAUUUUUAUGGCAGGCAACUCCACAAUCAGAUACUGCUAUGUUCUUCUUUACGACAAAUAAACUGGGUUUUGGGCCAGAGUUCCUUGGUCGUGUAAGGCUGGUUACAUCAGUUGCUUCAUUGAUUGGGGUUGCACUUUAUAAUGGUCUCUUAAAGAGUGUACCUUUACGGAAAAUAUUUCUCUGGACAACCCUUUUUGGAGCAGGUCUGGGCAUGACACAGAUCAUACUCGUCACCGGCAUUAAUCGACAGUACGGUAUUAGUGAUGAAUGGUUUGCAGUUGGGGAUUCCCUAAUUCUGACAGUCCUUGGUCAGGCAUCGUUCAUGCCUGUAUUGGUACUUGCUGCAAAGUUAUGCCCUUCAGGUAUGGAAGCCACGCUCUUUGCAACUUUGAUGUCAAUUAGUAAUGGGGGCAGUGUCACCGGAGGUCUAAUUGGAGCAGGCCUCACAAAAAUUUUGGGUGUCACAAAAGAUGAUUUCACAAACCUAACACUAUUGUUGUUAUUGUGCAAUAUGAGUUCCUUGAUUCCUUUGCCCCUUCUUGGUUUGUUGCCUAAAGAAAAUGAGUUGGAUGCUGCAACAAGCGACUCGGACAAAGCAAUGCUUGGUAUUGAAGAGAGCAAAUUACAGUAAAACAAUGAACAAUUAAAUUUGAAGAGAAUUCAUUGUUUAACAUUAGGAGUUCAACCUUUGUAUCGUCAAAAGCCAAAGUCUAAUGCUUUCAAAUUAAGGUUUUCCAUAGAUUUCUUUUGAAUCUUUUACAUGUCUUCAAAAGUGAGAGAUGUGCAUGUGGGAUAUCAUUUGAAUCUUUGGGAUUCUCUCGUAGUGGGAAGGUUUUGCAACAUAUCUUUUUGGCUUAUGUAGCUACGGCUUUGAAGUUUGAAAGAAAAUAAUUUAUUGGACAUUGUAGUAAAUACCAUAGACUGUAAAAAUUGUUUUGUAAAAACAGUUACGCCAACAAAAAAUUAACAUAAUGUUUUUUUC